Drosophila erecta is the source of this 3053-nucleotide messenger RNA. RefSeq names its product sodium-coupled monocarboxylate transporter 1. The record is from RefSeq and is a predicted model, not a curated record. Gene Ontology annotation, molecular function: symporter activity. Gene Ontology annotation, cellular component: membrane. Lineage: Eukaryota; Metazoa; Arthropoda; Insecta; Diptera; Drosophilidae. Gene Ontology annotation, biological process: transmembrane transport; sodium ion transport. The coding region runs from base 735 to 2786 and encodes 683 amino acids. The transcript is spliced from 7 exons.
GUCUAGGCCCAGACUAAAAUAAGUUGCCUAUAUCUGAGCACUCCACACGACCACUGGCCACCGAUCGAGUUUCCCCUCUUCGUGGAGAUCGGCGUUAUCAUAUCCGGCGACGCUUCGCCUGCUCUUAGUUCGAUUUUCUCUCUUUCUGCGCUUUCCAAGACCCCGAAGAGAUCUCGAUUGGUGGGGUUCCCGAAGCAGAAGCUGAAGCUGAAACUGGGAGCCCGAGAUCUGAGAUCCGAGAUCCGAGAUCUGUGAUUUGCCUGCGCCGCCUUGGGUGUUGUAUAAAAUAGCGUAACGGCCGCUUGCAAAACUCAUUCAUUUAAAAAUUGUCAAUACGUUCGAACAGCUCGGUCGUCGAGCUGGAAAACCAGGAAACAACUAGUGCUCAAAGUGAAGAAUAAUUCGGAAAGGACUCGGCUCGAGGGACCAAGCGAAUCAGUGAUAUUAGUUUGUUUUGUGACUAAAUAGAAAACACGUUAAUGAAAUACAGAAACAAUCGUGGCACCAUAUUGCAAAUCCAGUUCAGAACAUUUCUAAGAUACAGUGCAGCAAAUUUAAUUCCAUUUGAGAGCUAAACGGAUACGACAACCGAAGGAUAUCGAACUUGACGAAUUGGAAAAUUACUAACUGAGUUUGCACACACAUCGCCGGGCGGAAAGUCGGCUGGAGAAAGUGAUCUCCCGGAAAUCGCCAUCCUUGGAUCCCCAUCCCAUCGUCCUUGCCCGUCAUCCAGGAUGUUCGCCACCCAGGACACCAUUCUAAAGUUGCUGACCCUGUGCGCCCUGGCACAUUCUAUAACCGCAUUGGCCCUGCAGGAGAGGUCUCCGACUCCAGGAGGAUCUGCGCCCUUGGAUUCCAGCCACAAGUAUCUGAUCGUGCGGGGGGAGGCGCCCAGUGGAUCCCAGGAGCAUGUGGAGUUCGAUAAUGCCGCCACCCUGCUCCUGAGAGCCUUCAAGAACCAACAGAUUCCCGCAUCCGGGGCUCUGGAGGAGUGCAGUGCGCCUAGUCACAAGGCCACGUUCUCGGGAUACGACUACGUGAUCCUGCUGGGCAUGCUGGUCAUCUCGCUGGGCAUCGGCAUCUUCUAUGGAUUCUUCCAGAAGGGCGGCAGCUCCUCCAACGAGUUCCUGCUGGGCUCCGAGAUGAGCAUCUUCCCGGUGACCCUCAGUCUCACGACCAGUUUCAUCACGGCCAUCGAACUGCUGGGAAAUCCCUCCGAGAUGUACUUCCAGGGCACCCAGUUUGUGCUCAUCGUAAUCCCCAUGGUGCUGGUCAUUCCGGUGGCCGUGAAGAUCUUCUAUCCCAUUUACUUCAAAAUGGAGCUCACGAGCUGCUAUGAGUACCUGGGCAUUCGGUUUGGCAAGGAGAUCAGGAUUCUGGGUGCAGUGCUCUAUGUCAUUCAGAUGUGCUUCUACACGGCUGUGGCUGUCCUGGCCCCGGCAAUUGCUCUGUCCAAGGCCACGGGACUGGACACCAAAAUAGCAGUGGUCCUGAUCUAUGUGGUCUGCGUUUUCUACUCCUCUCAGGGUGGCAUGAAGGCUGUGGUCAUUGCGGAUUCCUUCCAGGCUGCUGUCCUGGCUGUAUCCUUGGUGCUGAUCGUGGGCUUGGGCUGCUUCUACAGUGGCAAUCCCAUCCAGGUCUUUCAGACUGCAUCCGAACACAAUCGCUUGGAGUUCUUCAACAUGGAUCCCGAUCCCACAACACGUCACACCGUCUGGUCGGUGGUCAUUGGUGGCUUCUUCUACUGGACCUCGCUGUUCUGCACCAACCAGGCCUCCGUUCAGAAAUGCCUGUCCCUGAAGUCCUUGAGGCUGGCCAAGAUUGCCCUCGGCUUUGCCAUUAUUGGUUUGAUUGCCGUCUUCCUGCUGAACUUCUACACGGGUCUGAUGGUCUUCACCCACUAUGCGGACUGCGAUCCCCUGACUGCGGGUCGCAUUUCAGCCACGGACCAGUUGUUGCCCUACUAUGUGAUUAAUACCUACGAGCACAUAAGCUCCGUGGCGGGUAUCUUUGUGGCUGGCAUCUUCGCAGCCAGUUUGGGAACUGUGGCCUCUGCCUUGAACUCCCUGUCCGCUGUGACCUGUGAGGAUCUGCUGGUCAAUGGCAUGAACAUCAAAAUCUCCCCUGAGAAGGGAGCCACCUACGCCAAGUGGAUGUCUCUGGGCUUCGGCAUCGCCUCCUUCGGCCUGGUCUUCAUCGUGGAGCACCUGGGUGGAGUCCUGCAGGCCACGCUGACCCUCAACGGACUGAUUGGUGGCGUCACCUUGGGCCUCUUCGUGCUGGGCAUCGCCUGCAAACAGGCCAAUACCAAGGGUGCCUUCUAUGGAGGACUUUUGUCCCUGGCCCUGGUCAUUUUCGUGGGCGUGGUGGCUCAAAUAGUCAGCGUGGAGCAGCCCGCACUGCCCACGUCCAUCGACCAAUGCGAUUGCCAUGUGAACAUAACGAACAUCAUUGGCAGCUUGCUAACCGAACCUGUGGACAUCAUUGAGGAGGGCGGAUUCACAUCCUGGCCCAUUUUCCGGCUGAGCUACAUGUGGUACAGCAUGAUCGGCUGUCUACUCACCGUUUUCCUGGGCUGGUUGAUUUCCCUGAUCAUUGACUUCAUCCAGCGACGCAAUGUGCUGAAGAUCACCGGCAAGGGCAUCGACAAUCCCGCCGUUUCCGAGGAGAUCUUCAAGAGCGACUCCCAGGUGCAGUACACCACCACGACGGUGAUUGCCGAUCCGCGAGAGUCAACAAGUGACGAGGGCCAUGUGAACCAUGCCAUUCGCAUGGACGACGAAUAGAACUCGAAGCCAAAACUCGAAUUCUGGCGGGGAUCGACGCUCCCCACCGGCCAAUUCCUUGUGUAACCUGUAACCUCCAUGUACAAAGACCAGUCGCCAUCUGUUAACUGUCCUAGUUUAGUCGAAAGAGUGAUUUCUAGUUCUUAAGUCCCAGCCGAGGUUGUUGGCUCAGUAUUCUGUAAACACACACUUACUAAUGUUACUACGAAAUGAUUUUACCUUUAGUUCAUUUUAAGGCAUGUAAUAAAACCUAUAUAUUCCUGAUCA